GCAGGGCGGGCAGCCCGGGGCGCAAAGGAUGUACAAGCAGUCAAUGGCGCAGAGAGCGCGGACCAUGGCCCUCUACAACCCCAUCCCCGUCCGACAGAACUGCCUCACGGUCAACCGGUCUCUGUUCCUCUUCAGCGAGGACAACGUGGUGAGAAAAUACGCCAAAAAGAUCACCGAAUGGCCUCCCUUUGAAUAUAUGAUUUUAGCCACCAUCAUAGCAAACUGCAUCGUCCUUGCCCUGGAGCAACACCUACCUGACGAUGACAAGACCCCCAUGUCUGAACGACUGGAUGACACAGAACCGUACUUCAUUGGAAUUUUUUGUUUCGAGGCUGGCAUUAAAAUCAUUGCCCUUGGGUUUGCCUUCCACAAAGGCUCUUACCUGAGGAAUGGUUGGAACGUGAUGGACUUCGUGGUGGUGCUAACAGGCAUCUUGGCGACAGUUGGGACAGAGUUUGACCUACGGACGCUGAGGGCAGUUCGAGUGCUGCGACCGCUCAAGCUGGUGUCUGGAAUCCCAAGUUUACAAGUCGUCCUGAAGUCGAUCAUGAAGGCGAUGAUCCCCUUGCUGCAGAUUGGCCUUCUCCUAUUUUUUGCAAUCCUUAUUUUUGCAAUCAUAGGGUUAGAAUUUUAUAUGGGAAAAUUUCAUACCACCUGCUUUGAAGAGGGGACAGAUGACAUUCAGGGUGAAUCUCCGGCUCCAUGUGGGACAGAGGAACCCGCCCGCACCUGCCCCAAUGGGACCAAAUGCCAGCCCUACUGGGAAGGGCCCAACAAUGGGAUCACUCAGUUCGACAACAUCCUGUUUGCAGUGCUGACUGUUUUCCAGUGCAUCACCAUGGAAGGGUGGACUGACCUCCUCUACAACAGCAACGAUGCCUCAGGGAACACUUGGAACUGGUUGUACUUCAUCCCCCUCAUCAUCAUCGGCUCCUUUUUUAUGCUGAACCUCGUGCUGGGUGUGCUGUCAGGGGAGUUUGCCAAAGAGAGGGAGCGGGUGGAGAACCGGCGGGCUUUUCUGAAGCUGAGGAGGCAGCAACAGAUUGAACGAGAGCUCAAUGGGUACAUGGAGUGGAUCUCGAAAGCAGAAGAGGUGAUCCUCGCCGAGGAUGAAACUGACGGGGAGCAGAGGCAUCCCUUUGAUGCUCUGCGGAGAGCCACCAUAAAGAAGAGCAAGACAGACCUGCUCAACCCCGAGGAGGCUGAGGAUCAGCUAGCCGACAUUGCCUCUGUGGGGUCUCCCUUUGCCCGAGCCAGCAUUAAAAGUGCCAAGUUGGAGAACUCGACUUUUUUUCACAAAAAGGAGAGGAGGGUGCGUUUCUACAUCCGCCGCAUGGUCAAAACUCAGGCCUUCUACUGGACUGUGCUCAGUCUGGUAGCCCUCAACACGCUGUGUGUUGCUAUCGUUCACUACAACCAGCCCGAGUGGCUCUCCGACUUCCUCUACUAUGCAGAAUUCAUUUUCUUAGGACUCUUUAUGUCCGAAAUGUUUAUAAAAAUGUACGGGCUUGGGACACGGCCUUAUUUCCACUCUUCCUUCAACUGCUUUGACUGUGGGGUUAUCAUCGGGAGCAUCUUUGAGGUCAUCUGGGCCGUCAUAAAACCCGGCACAUCCUUUGGAAUCAGUGUGUUACGAGCCCUCAGGUUAUUGCGUAUUUUCAAAGUCACAAAGUACUGGGCGUCUCUCAGGAAUCUGGUCGUCUCUCUUCUCAACUCCAUGAAAUCCAUCAUCAGCCUGUUGUUCCUCCUUUUCCUGUUCAUCGUCGUCUUUGCACUUUUAGGAAUGCAGCUCUUUGGCGGCCAGUUUAAUUUCGAUGAAGGGACUCCUCCUACCAACUUUGACACUUUUCCAGCAGCAAUAAUGACAGUGUUUCAGAUCCUGACGGGCGAGGACUGGAACGAGGUCAUGUACGACGGCAUCAAAUCUCAGGGCGGCGUGCAGGGCGGCAUGGUGUUCUCCAUCUACUUCAUCGUGUUGACACUCUUCGGGAACUACACCCUCCUGAACGUGUUCUUGGCCAUCGCGGUGGAUAAUUUGGCCAACGCCCAGGAGCUUACCAAGGAUGAACAAGAAGAAGAAGAGGCAGCCAACCAGAAACUCGCCCUCCAGAAAGCCAAGGAGGUGGCAGAAGUGAGUCCUCUGUCCGCGGCCAACUUGUCCAUAGCUGUGAAGGAGCAACAGAAGAACCAGAAGCCAACCAAGUCCGUGUGGGAGCAGCGGACCAGCGAGAUGCGCAAACAGAACCUGCUGGCCAGCCGGGAGGCCCUGUACAACGAGAUGGACCCCGACGAGCGCUGGAAAGCCACCUAUGCGCGGCACCUGCGGCCCGACAUGAAGACCCACCUGGACCGGCCGCUGGUGGUGGAUCCCCAGGAGAACCGCAACAAUAACACCAACAAGAGCCGCGCGGCCGAGCCCACGGUAGACCAGCGCCUGGGCCAGCAGCGGGCCGAGGACUUCCUCCGCAAGCAGGCGCGCUUCCACGACCGGGGCGGCGAGCGGAGGCGGCGGCACCGGCACGGCGCCGCGGCCACCUACGACCCGGACGCGCGGAGGGAGGACAAGGAGCGCAGGCACCGGCGGAGGAAGAAACAGCCAUCCUGGCAGGAGAAGCAGCAGCUGAAAUCUGGGGAGGUGGGCAGUGACAUUACAUGGGGAUCAAGAACCUCAGUGCCCGGCACACUGGCCGGCUUCGGGACACGCCUCUCAAUGUCCGAGGUAGACACCCAGGGCUCCGGGGUACCCGUGUCGGGCCCCAACCUGUCGACCACCCGGCCGAUCCAGCAAGACCUAGGUCGCCAAGACCCGCCGCUGGCCGAGGACAUCGACAACAUGAAGAACAACAAGCUGGCCACUGCAGAAUCGGCCAGUCCCCACGACAGCCUCGGCCACCCCGGCCUGUCCCAGAGCCCAGCCAAGAUGGGGAACAGCACCAACCCCGGCCCCACAACGGCCCCAUCUGCCACGGCCACCAAUCCCCAGAAUACCACCAGUCGCCGGAUGCCCAACAACCCGGGGAACCCCUCCAACCCCGGCCCCCCCAAGACUCCCGAGAACAGCCUUAUCGUCACCAACCCCAGCACCACCCAGACCAACUCAGCUAAGACUGCCAGGAAACCCGACCACACCGCGGUGGACAUCCCCCCAGCCUGCCCGCCACCCCUCAACCACACCGUUGUCCAAGUGAACAAAAACGCCAACCCAGACCCACUGCCAAAAAAAGAGGAAGAGAAGAAGGAGGAGGAGGAAGACGACCCCGGGGAAGACGGCCCCAAGCCCAUGCCCCCCUACAGUUCCAUGUUUAUCCUUUCCACGACCAACCCCCUUCGCCGCCUGUGCCAUUACAUUCUGAACCUGCGCUACUUUGAGAUGUGCAUCCUAAUGGUCAUCGCCAUGAGCAGUAUUGCCCUGGCGGCUGAGGACCCCGUGCAGCCCAACGCACCACGGAACAAUGUGCUACGAUAUUUUGACUACGUUUUCACAGGCGUCUUUACCUUUGAGAUGGUGAUCAAGAUGAUUGACCUGGGGCUCGUCCUGCACCAGGGUGCCUACUUCCGUGACCUCUGGAACAUUCUUGACUUCAUAGUGGUCAGUGGGGCCCUGGUGGCCUUUGCCUUCACUGGCAAUAGCAAAGGAAAGGACAUUAACACAAUCAAAUCUCUCCGAGUCCUCCGGGUGCUACGACCUCUUAAAACCAUCAAGCGGUUGCCAAAGCUCAAGGCCGUGUUUGACUGUGUGGUGAAUUCCCUCAAGAAUGUCUUCAACAUCCUCAUUGUCUACAUGCUGUUCAUGUUCAUCUUUGCCGUGGUGGCCGUGCAGCUCUUCAAGGGGAAGUUCUUCCACUGCACCGAUGAGUCCAAGGAGUUUGAGAAAGACUGUCGCGGCAAGUACCUCCUGUACGAGAAGAACGAGGUGAAGGCGCGGGACCGCGAGUGGAAGAAGUAUGAGUUCCACUACGACAACGUGCUGUGGGCCCUGCUGACGCUCUUCACCGUGUCCACGGGCGAAGGCUGGCCGCAGGUUCUCAAGCACUCCGUGGAUGCCACCUUCGAGAACCAGGGUCCCAGCCCCGGGUACCGCAUGGAGAUGUCCAUCUUCUAUGUCGUCUACUUUGUCGUGUUCCCCUUCUUCUUCGUCAAUAUCUUUGUGGCCUUGAUCAUCAUCACCUUCCAGGAGCAAGGCGACAAGAUGAUGGAGGAAUACAGCCUGGAGAAAAAUGAGAGGGCCUGCAUCGACUUCGCCAUCAGCGCCAAACCUCUGACCCGACACAUGCCCCAGAACAAGCAGAGCUUCCAGUACCGCAUGUGGCAGUUUGUGGUGUCUCCGCCUUUUGAGUACACCAUCAUGGCCAUGAUCGCCCUCAACACCAUCGUGCUCAUGAUGAAGUUCUAUGGGGCCUCGCUUGCUUAUGAAAACGCUCUGAGGGUGUUCAACAUCGUCUUCACCUCCCUCUUCUCUCUGGAAUGUCUGCUGAAAGUCAUGGCUUUUGGGAUUCUGAAUUAUUUCCGCGAUGCCUGGAACAUCUUCGACUUUGUGACUGUUCUGGGCAGCAUCACCGACAUCCUCGUCACUGAGUUUGGGAAUAACUUCAUCAACCUGAGCUUCCUCCGCCUCUUCCGAGCAGCCCGGCUCAUCAAACUCCUCCGUCAGGGUUACACCAUCCGAAUUCUUCUCUGGACCUUUGUGCAGUCGUUCAAGGCGCUGCCCUACGUCUGUCUGCUGAUUGCCAUGCUUUUCUUCAUCUAUGCCAUCAUAGGGAUGCAGGUGUUUGGCAACAUUGGCAUUGACGUGGAGGACGAGGACAGUGAGGAGGACGACUUCCAGAUCACCGAGCACAAUAACUUCCGCACCUUCUUCCAGGCCCUGAUGCUCCUCUUCCGGAGUGCCACCGGGGAGGCUUGGCACAACAUCAUGCUUUCCUGCCUCAGUGGGAAACCCUGUGAUAAAAACUCUGGCAUCCUGACUCCCGAGUGUGGCAAUGAGUUUGCUUAUUUUUACUUCGUUUCCUUCAUCUUCCUCUGCUCGUUUCUGAUGCUGAACCUCUUUGUCGCUGUCAUCAUGGACAACUUUGAGUACCUCACUCGAGAUUCCUCCAUCCUGGGUCCUCACCACCUGGAUGAGUACGUGCGUGUCUGGGCUGAGUACGACCCUGCAGCAUGGGGCCGCAUGCCUUACCCGGACAUGUAUCAGAUGCUGAGACACAUGUCUCCGCCCCUGGGUCUGGGGAAGAAGUGUCCGGCCAGAGUGGCUUACAAGAGGCUCCUGAGAAUGGAUCUGCCUGUUGCCGAUGACAACACUGUCCACUUCAAUUCUACCCUCAUGGCUCUGAUCCGCACAGCCCUGGACAUCAAGAUUGCCAAGGGAGGGGCCGACAAACAGCAGAUGGACGCCGAGCUCCGGAAAGAGAUGAUGGCCAUCUGGCCCAACCUGUCCCAGAAAACACUGGACCUGCUGGUUACCCCUCAUAAGUCCACCGACCUCACAGUGGGGAAGAUCUACGCAGCCAUGAUGAUCAUGGAGUACUACCGGCAGAGCAAAGCCAAGAAGCUGCAGGCCAUGCGUGAGGAGCAGAACCGGACACCUCUCAUGUUCCAGCGCAUGGAGCCCCCGUCACCAACACAGGAGGGGGGGCCCGGCCAGAAUGCCCUCCCCUCCACCCAGCUGGACCCAGGAGGAAGCCUGAUGGCUCACGAAAGUGGCAUCAAGGAGAGUCCUUCCUGGGUGACCCAGCGAGCCCAGGAGAUGUUCCAGAAGACGGGCACAUGGAGCCCGGAGCGGGGACCCCCUACCGACAUGCCCAACAGCCAGCCCAACUCUCAGUCUGUGGAAAUGCGAGAGAUGGGCCGAGAUGGCUACUCAGACAGUGAGCGCUACCUCCCCACGGAAGGCCAGGCUCGGGCUGCCUCCAUGCCCCGCCUCCCUGCAGAAAACCAGAGGAGAAGGGGCCGGCCACGUGGGAAUAACCUCAGUACCAUCUCAGAUACCAGCCCCAUGAAGCGCUCAGCCUCCGUGCUGGGCCCCAAGGCUCGGCGCCUGGAUGACUACUCUCUAGAGAGGGUGCCUCCUGAAGAAAACCAGCGGCACCACCAGCGGCGCCGAGACCGUGGCCACCGAGCCUCGGAGCGCUCCUUGGGCCGCUACACGGAUGUGGACACAGGCUUGGGGACAGAUCUGAGUAUGACCACCCAGUCUGGAGACCUGCCAUCAAAGGAGAGGGACCAGGAGCGUGGCAGGCCCAAGGACCGGAAGCACCGGCAGCACCAUCACCACCACCACCACCACCACCCCCAACCCCCGGACAAGGAACGAUAUACCCAGGAACGGCCUGACCACCGGGCCCGGGCCAGGGACCAGCGCUGGUCCCGUUCACCUAGUGAGGGCCCCGAGCACAUGACACACCGGCAGGUGGGUGUGGCAGGAGUUGCCCCCAGACCCAGCCAUGGGGGACCAGGAAAGGAGGGUGGCCCCUACACCCCACAGCUACUCUGGGCAGGUUCCUCACUCCCCACCGUGACCUCUGACCCUGCCUACCAUUGGGCUUCUUCCCAAGCCAAGGGCGGCCUGGACACAGGAGUGCUUGCUGGUUAUACCAAACCCUAUUAUUACUGCCUGCAGAAACCGAUUUAA
Messenger RNA from Miniopterus natalensis, 6628 nucleotides. Lineage: Eukaryota; Metazoa; Chordata; Mammalia; Chiroptera; Miniopteridae. The record is from RefSeq and is a predicted model, not a curated record.